AUGAUGGUUAAUCCUGUAAUUAUAAUUGAAGAUCCUAUAAACUAUGAUUAUUCUGAUUUCAUAACUUCAAUAAAUCAUAAUUUUACAAAUUCAUCUCAAUUAGAUUUAUUAAUAACUGGAAAUAUAGUAGAUGCAUCCGAUUUAAAUGAAAUUUUAUUUAAAUAUUAUUCAUUAAUACGAAAAUUGAAUCCUAAUUAUCAAUUCAAAAUCAACAUAUUAUUUAAUUUAUUGGGUUACAAGAUCAAAGAAUUGAGUCUCAAUUGGAAUAAAGGGUACAUGGUCAACAAUGAAGCAGAUUUCAAGUUUCUUAAUUUAGAAAAUGCAAAUUAUAAAUUAAAAUCAGAACAUUUGAGUGACGUCCAUGAUUAUAAAACUUCAAUGCAUUUCAAUACUACUGCUUGUGGAGGAACAUUUGAUCAUUUACAUGAAGGUCAUAAAAUAUUAUUAUCCAUGUCCGUAUUCCUAACUCGUCAAGAUUUAAUUAUUGGUAUAACAGGUGCAGAACUACUCAAGAAUAAAAAGUUUAAAGAAGUAUUACAAUCAUUUGAUUAUAGGAGAGCUGAAGUCGCUAAAUUUAUUCAAUUAAUUAUUCCAAAAAUGGUUAGAUUUGAAAUUUAUGAAAUUAAUGAUAUUUGUGGUCCAACUGGUUACAUUAACGAUAUUGAUUCAUUGAUAGUCUCCCACGAAACUAAAUCUGGUGGUGAAUUUGUAAAUAGUUAUCGUAAAAAGUAUAGGUUUAAGCCAUUAGACAUUACUGAAAUCAAAGUCAUUGGUGACGAGAAUUCCAAUGAAAGUAAUAAAUGGGCAAAUAAAUUAAGCUCAACUGAUAUAAGAGAAGCAGAAUAUAAUAAAUUACAAAAUAUAGGACAAAUAUAG
Messenger RNA from Insectozyma verbasci, 876 nucleotides. NCBI's taxonomy places the organism in Eukaryota, Fungi, Ascomycota, Pichiomycetes, Serinales, Debaryomycetaceae. The record is from the annotation of a GenBank genome assembly.